Trypanosoma conorhini is the source of this 390-nucleotide messenger RNA. RefSeq lists its product as uncharacterized. Bases 1 to 390 code for a protein of 129 amino acids. The transcript has a single exon. The record is from RefSeq and is a predicted model, not a curated record. NCBI's taxonomy places the organism in Eukaryota, Euglenozoa, Kinetoplastea, Trypanosomatida, Trypanosomatidae.
AUGGGGCACACAGAGGCGCAAUAUGCGAUGUGCCCAACGAGCGAGAGAGUUAUGAAAGAGGUUACCGGAAAACCAGGCAACAUUCAUUCAGGUUUUCCCUAUCACUGGUUGGAUUCCAAACACCCCAACAGGGCAAGACGACGCAUUGGGAACCUUUAUUGGAAUGGGUGGCGUGCAUUUGUUAUGGGAUUUGUUCUCUCGGGUGCGGGCAUGACGUUUCUGGCACUGGGCUUGGGUUGCCUGGCGUUUGUGGAAGACGCUCCGCGUGGUUGUGCCCUGCUUUUUGUAGGAGCUAUGCUGUCGCUCCCGGGCCUGUACAGUCUGACUGUAUUGUGGUGCUAUGUGUGCGGGUCCAGGGAUUACUCCUACUCCCAGUUGCUUGUUGGGUAG